Paramecium sonneborni is the source of this 906-nucleotide messenger RNA. The record is from the annotation of a GenBank genome assembly. Lineage: Eukaryota; Ciliophora; Oligohymenophorea; Peniculida; Parameciidae.
AUGAAUUAAGAGGUAAAAAUUCCAUGUGGAAGAUUUGAUUAUAACUCUGAAACAAAAAAAGUUGUAAUGAUAAAAUCUAAAGGUUUACUAAAUUUAAUUUUGAAUGAUGAAAAUGAAUUAUGCCUUAAAUGGUAUAAUUUAGAUAGCAAUAAUAGAUUGGAAUUAGUAUAAAUUAUAAAAUAUUUUAGGAAAGAAUAAUUUUUAAAGGUACAACUAUUUUUGAGAAAGUUAAAGGAUAAUAUAGAGUUUAUUUACUCAAAAUAACAGAUGAAGAUUCAAAGUAUUUUUUUUGGAUGCAAGUAAUCGAAAAUAUAUACUAACCCUAAGUAGAAUGAAGAUGUUAGCUAAGAUGAAAAAUAAAUUAAAAAAUUCAAUGAUAUUGUCAAUUCAUAAAUUAUUGAUAAUCUAUCAUAAUUAGAAGAGUAAUUGCAAAUCAGUUCUGAAUAACCAGAAUAUAUUUCAGCAAAUAAUAGAAUGUGUCCAAACAUAUAAUCAUAACCAUUAAUAAAUAUAAAUUCAUUAUAGUUAUUAGAUUUAUUAUAGUAGCAAUUAUAUAAAUAUACAAAUAAAGAUCUAGAAUUAGUAGACAUUCUUAGUAAUGAUUUUCUAUUAACAGUUUCAUAAGAUGAAGAUUAUUUUGAAGCUUUGAAAAAGUAUUAAAUUUAAUAGUUUAGAUAUUUGCCAAUUGAUUAAUAAAGUAUUCAAUAUUUUAAGGAAAACCUUAUAAGUCCAUAAUUCAAAUAAGCAAUCGAUUAACUUUGUUUAGCUUUAAAAGGUAGAGAAUAAGGCUCUGUCUUAUAAUAAUUAGAAUUAGAUUCUACUAUUUUACAAAAUGAAUUUGAUGGGGUAAUUGCAUUUGUUUAAGCCAUCAUUAAAUUAGUAAAAGAUGAAAAAAAAAAUAUUUGA